AUGAUGGCGCGCUGGGGUGGCCUGGCGCGGGGCUACGGGGGCUCGCCCGCGGAGGCGCCCAGCGAGAUGAAGUGGAAGUGGCUGGCCAGCCACGGACACGAAAUCAACCCCUGCAACAGCGAGCUGCACCCGGCGGCGGUGAUGGCGGGCAUCGCCCCCGCCGGGGAGCAGAUCAGCGUGCAGGAGGCGUACACGCCGCUGAGCAAGUGCUUCGGUUGUGGUCCGUCAAAUCCCAGCGGCCUCCAGCUCAAGUCCAUGAGGACGGAGAGGGGCCUGGAGGGGCAGGUCACCAUCCCUGACAUGUUUCUGGCAUUUCCUGGGGUCACCAACGGGGGAGUCGUGUCAUCCAUCCUGGAGUGCCACGGCAACUGGACCGCAGCCCUGGAGCUCAUGGACAAGGCGUGCCUCCCGCGCCCUCCACUCACGCUCACUGCAUCCAUCUUUGUCUCCUACAAGCAGCCAACGCCUGCCAACGAGCCCCUGGUGGUCCGGAGCCAGGUGGUGAGGAUCAUCGACACCGGGACUAUUGGCCUCACCAAGCAAGCCGUCGAGGUCGACCUCCAGCUCUUCUCCACUCGCACCAAUGGGCAUGAGGAACUGCUGGUCUCGGCAGAGGGAUUGUUCAAGCGACAGGGGGCAACACGCGCACUAUGA
Molecule: messenger RNA, 654 nt
Organism: Ostreobium quekettii
Lineage: Eukaryota; Viridiplantae; Chlorophyta; Ulvophyceae; Bryopsidales; Ostreobiaceae
Source: the annotation of a GenBank genome assembly